CGUCUGUUCCGCUUGUUCUCGUGUUGUCCCCUGGCGCGGACCCGAACUUGGAGUUGGACCGCCUUGCGGAGCGGCGGGGGAUGAGCAGCCGCCUCUUCAAGCUGUCACUUGGGCAGGGGCAGGGGGUCUUCGCACGGCAGCUCAUCGAGGAGGGGGUGCGUGGCGGGCACUGGGUGUUCCUCCAGAACUGUCAUUUGUAUCAAGACUUUAUGCCGGAGCUGGCACGUAUCGUUGAAAACUACAGCGACAGUGGCGCAAAGGCCAAGCUGAACGAUCAAUACCGUCUGUGGCUCACAUCCCUUCCGAGUGAGACGUUUCCCAUCUCCAUCCUGCAGAAUGGCGUCAAGCUUGUGCAAGAGCCUCCGAAGGGUCUCAAAAACAAUCUCAUGCAGUCGUACCUCUCAAAUCCCGUGGCGGACCCCAAGUUCUUCAAUUCCUCCAAUAAGCCCUCAAUCUGGAGAAAAAUGCUUUUUGGGCUUUGCUUUUUCCACGCCGUGGUGCAGGAGCGUCGCCAGUUUGGGCCCCUGGGCUGGAACCGAAUGUACGAGUUUAACGACACGGACCGUCGUAUUAGCGUGCGGCAGCUCAACAUGUUUCUUGACGAGAAUGAGGAGGUCCCCUACGAUGCCCUGUUGUAUCUCACGGGUCAGUGCAAUUAUGGUGGUCGUGUCACGGACGAUUGGGACCGCCGUUGCAUUGUGGCGACACUCUCGCUCUACUUAACACCACUGAUACUAGAGGACGACUACGUCUUUUCUUCAGACGCCCCAAACUAUUAUGCCCCACCCUUCGGUGAGUACGAAUCCUACGUCGAAUACAUUCGAGGACUGCCCUCACAACAGCCCCCCGCCGUCUUUGGGUUGCACGAGAACGCCGACAUCACAAAGGACGAGCGGGAGACGAGGGUUCUUCUUGAGGCCACACUCCUGACGCAGCCGCGUGAAUCCUCCGAUGUGGAUUCAAAGCUGGACCCCAAGGCAACUGUAAAAGAUCUGGCGCACCACGUCCUCUUGCGAUUACCAAAGCUGUUUGAUAUUGAAGAAAUACAGCGGAAGCACCCAAUUGAUUACUCGCAGUCCAUGAACACGGUCUUGCUGCAGGAGACCAUACGGUACAGGCGUCUGUUACUGAUUGUACGCCAAACACUUACUGACAUUCAAGAUGCCAUCAGCGGCAAGGUGGUGAUGAGCGCGGACCUGGAGGAAGUCUUCAAUGCCAUGUACGACGGAAAGGUACCGGAUGUUUGGAAGAGGCAGUCCUACCCAUCGUUGAAGCCCUUUGGCUCCUAUGUGAGCGACUUAAUUGAGCGCCUGGGGUUUCUUCAGAAGUGGUGUGAUGAGGGCCCACCGCCGAUGUUUUGGAUCAGUGGAUUUUUCUUUACACAGUCUUUUCUGACGGGUGUGAUGCAGAACUAUGCACGCAAGUGGAAGGUCGAAAUCGACAAACUCGUGUGGAAGUUUUCUGUUCUUGCCGAGGAGACGUGCACGACGGCUCCCGAGGACGGUUGCUGCAUCUACGGCCUGUUCCUGGAAGGCGCGGGGUGGGACCCCGUCAAUGCCGCCAUCUGUGAAAGCAGACCGAAGGAACUUUUUAUGAAAUUUCCUCUUUUGCGGUUGCUUCCGUGUCGUUCACAGGAGCUGCCGGACACGCCCGUGUACCGAUGCCCCUGUUACAAGACGACCGACCGCCGUGGUGUGCUAUCCACAACUGGCCAUUCCACCAACUUUAUUCUCACCAUCGACUUACCAAGACACCCGGCGGAUUCUGAAAACCACUGGGUGCUGCGGGGAGUAGCGCUUUUCACGCAGCUUCCCUUUUAG
Molecule: messenger RNA, 1820 nt
Organism: Trypanosoma cruzi
Lineage: Eukaryota; Euglenozoa; Kinetoplastea; Trypanosomatida; Trypanosomatidae
Product: dynein heavy chain, putative
Exons: 1
Biological process (GO): microtubule-based movement
Cellular component (GO): dynein complex
Molecular function (GO): dynein intermediate chain binding; minus-end-directed microtubule motor activity; dynein light intermediate chain binding
Source: RefSeq, a predicted model, not a curated record